Molecule: messenger RNA, 174 nt
Organism: Dovyalis caffra
Lineage: Eukaryota; Viridiplantae; Streptophyta; Magnoliopsida; Malpighiales; Salicaceae
Source: the annotation of a GenBank genome assembly
AUGAAGGUUGUGUCAAAGACUUGGUUUCUUAGAGUCUUAUCGGCUUGUUGUCAUGAAGGGUUAAUUAAAGAGGGUCAGUCUGGUUUGUUGGAGAAGGGUGAAAAGCUUAUUAAAACAAUGCCAAUAGAGGUAGAUGCUAUGGUGUGGGGUGCUUUGUUCUUGUGGAAUUCGUAG